AUGUGGCAUGAGAGCUAUGACGAAAUGAUGAAAAUGAUCAUCUCAAUGUUCAGACUGGACAAAUACAGGCCAAGGAAAGACACCAACAAUGAUGUGAGCUUCGAGUCUCACAUUUACUUUGAUGAUGCUUUUAAAGACGUGAAAAGUAGUAAAGGCCGGCAUGUGAACGAAUACGCAGAGGACCUGGUGGAGGUUAUCCGAGAGGUUUACAAUAUCUUCAAUGAGAAGGAUUCAUGCAUCUUCAAAGAGAGCCCACCCCUUCCAUGCCAGAGGAUCCUGCACACCCCUUACGGAGGUCGACUGGAGUACACCCUCCCUAAAGGCAACCUGCUGAUGGUCCACUUUAAGGACAAGCUACUGAUCCGCCACAAGAAGAGAUGGUCUCAGAUUAUGUACUUGUACUACAUUCUCGGCUGGCGACUCACCAGGAAGUAUUUCGAGAAGUUUGAGCAGGGUGAAGAUGAGCAUGAGUUGAGGGAAAAGAUGAUGAAAGAGAAGGACAAUACCUAUCUCCUGGCUUUGGAUGGGGACACCGACUUCCAGCCCUAUGCUGUAAUGCUCCUAAUAGAUCGGCUGAAACUUUAUCCACGUGUGGGUGCGGCAUGUGGGAGGAUUCACCCGACAGGCACAGGUCCUAUGGUAUGGUAUCAGAAGUUUGAGUAUGCGGUGGGCCACUGGCUUCAGAAGACUGCAGAGCACGUGUUUGGUAGCGUGCUCUGCAGCCCCGGUUGCUUCAGUCUGUUCAGGGGCACAGCCCUCAUGGACGACAACGUCAUGAAGAGAUACACCACUAAGGCCACGGAGGCUAGCCACUACGUACAGUACGAUCAAGGUGAAGACCGCUGGCUGUGCACUCUCCUGCUGCAGCAGGGCUGGAGGGUGGAGUACAACGCUGCGUCCGACGCCUACACCAACGCCCCCCAGGACUUCAAGGAGUUCUAUAACCAGCGUCGGCGCUGGGGGCCCUCCACCAUGGCCAACACCAUCGAUCUGCUGGGCUCAGGGUCUCUGACCUCCCAGAGGAACAGCUCCAUCUCCAAACCCUUCAUCCUCUACCAGAUUCUCAGCAUGGCCGCCUCCAUCCUAGGCCCGGCCACAAUUUGCCUAAUGAUCUCAGGAAGCUUGUCGUUCAUACUAGACAUCAAUCCCAACGUUGCUUUGGUCCUUGCAACAGUGCCCCCUGUGGUGUACCUGUUGCUGUGCUUCAAGCUGAAAUCGGACACACAGAUCGCCAUAGCAGCCGUCAUGAGUGUCUUGUACGCUUUCCUCAUGAUAGGAACCGCUUUGUCCAUCGUAGGUGCUAUGGUUGAGCAGCAAACCAUUUGGACUCCUAGCGGCCUGUUUAUCAUAGGCCUGGUGCUGAUGAACAUCAUCACAGCAGCGCUCCACCCCAAGGAGUUCCAUCUGGUCGUCUACGGCCUCCUGUACUUCAUCUCUAUCCCCAGUGGCUACCUCCUGCUGACCAUCUACUCCAUGGUCAACAUGAACAAUGUGUCCUGGGGCACUCGGGAGACAGGUGUCCAAGUCGCUGCGCCACCACCAGCCAAGGCCAUCACACAGCGCAUCUUACAGGCCAAGUGCUGCAAGUUUCUCUGCUGGGACAGUGGAAAAGUGGCAGACCAGAAUGACUUUGUAACACAACUGCAGAAGAAGUCCUAUGACUUCCCUCUAAAUGAAGAUUUUCUUGUGAAGGAAGAGGAGGACUUUUGGAGAGACCUCCAGAAGCUCUAUUUGGAACCUCUGGCUGAGGAUAAAGAAAAACAGAAAAAGAUCACAAAUGACCUAAAGGAACUGAGAAACAAGGUGACUUUUAUCUUUUUCAUCUGCAAUGCCAUGUGGCUGGUGGCAACGUUCACUCUUCAGGCCAUUGGAACCUCAGUCACCAUCAAAAUCCCAAAAUCCAAUCUCAAUCUGACUCAGACUAGAGAGUAUCUAUUUAUCGAUCCAGUGGGACUGAUGUUCCUUUUGGGAUUUGCAUCCUUACUGCUGAUCCAGUUCUUUGCCAUGUUCUACCACAGAAUUUACACUCUGAUCCAUUUCGUGGCAUUUGUGAACACGGAGUCCAAGACUGAGAAAAGACAAUCAGACGAUGGCAUGCAGAUUUCUGACAUGCUGGAGAUUGAGCUCAAAGACGACAAAUACUUUGACACAUUUCUGUCUAUAGAGAAUCCAGCAGCAAUCCAGCAACAAGGCCAAGAAACUCCAGUGUGA
This is a messenger RNA of Oncorhynchus nerka (sockeye salmon), 2211 nucleotides long. Its product is annotated as chitin synthase chs-1-like. NCBI's taxonomy places the organism in Eukaryota, Metazoa, Chordata, Actinopteri, Salmoniformes, Salmonidae. The record is from RefSeq and is a predicted model, not a curated record. The transcript is spliced from 14 exons. Gene Ontology annotation, molecular function: chitin synthase activity. Gene Ontology annotation, cellular component: cell periphery; cell septum. The coding region runs from base 1 to 2211 and encodes 736 amino acids.